UGGCUGCAGGUAACCCAGCCUGUGCGUGUGGACUCGGACCUGGUGCCAGAGCAGGGCGAAUGGAAGGUGGACAAGGUGGGCAGCUACUACCUCCUUUUUGACAACACCUACAGUUGGACUCGUAACAAACGUGUCUGGUGUCGCGUGGAGACGCGACGUGCUGAACAAUCCGCCCUGGUUAAUGGACACCGGGAGAGGAAGGAAGGCCGCAGACCGAGCUGUGCGCUCUCAAUCCUAGAGCAGUGUGCUGCCGCGGAGCUGCCAAGAGGAACUCCUAAACCAGAAGAUGCCAUUUUAGCCAGUGAGCAGAUAGAGUCGCUGACCGAAGAAGAGGUGAUGAUUGCCGAUGCGGAGGUUGACGAGACUAUCCGCGAGGCUCUGCGCGAGCUUACCCAGCCCUCCCCAAUGGAUGGCUAUCGUUGCUGCUACACUGACAGCCUAGAUGUAGACCUGUCAGCUCUGCUGCUGGUCUUGGUUCAAGCUCUACCCCUUAUCCGGCUCUUUCUUGGCGGUUUCGCGUCAUCCGCGAACAUGGGGUCGCAGGCUGCCAUCGUCGUUGCUGCUUCUGUCUUGCCGGUGAUUCCAGGAUUUCUUACCUUUCCUCCGUUUCAACUGUGGAUGGAUGAGUUUGAGCUUCCAGAACCUGGCUUCAUCAAUCACCUUACAUGA
Molecule: messenger RNA, 669 nt
Organism: Dibothriocephalus latus
Lineage: Eukaryota; Metazoa; Platyhelminthes; Cestoda; Diphyllobothriidea; Diphyllobothriidae
Source: the annotation of a GenBank genome assembly